AUGACGUAUACCAAUCUGAUGAACAACUACUUCAACCCCAACUCAGUGUACAUAGAAGAGGAUUUCAGACGUCUCUUCCGGAUGAGGCGUCAUGUCUUCAAGCGUUUACUUCAUGAUGUCCAGCAGGUCAAUCCAUACUUUAGACAGAAGCGGGACAGAGUAGGCCGUCUUGAUUUCUCACCUCAUCAGAAGGUUUACAAAGACGAGUACCUCCGUGAGCCAAAUCAAGAAGAUUUGAAUCGGGUCCUUUGCAAAGCUGAAGACCGUGGGUUUUCGAGCAUAAUAGGGUCAUUAGACUGCAUGCAUUGGGAUUGGAAGAAUUGUCCCACUAGAUGGCAAAGAGGCUUUAGCGGAAGGUCGAGAAAGCCAAUUGUUGUGUUAGAGGUGGUUGCUUCAUAUGACACAUAG
Molecule: messenger RNA, 408 nt
Organism: Pyrus x bretschneideri (Chinese white pear)
Lineage: Eukaryota; Viridiplantae; Streptophyta; Magnoliopsida; Rosales; Rosaceae
Exons: 2
Coding region: 1-408 (135 amino acids)
Source: RefSeq, a predicted model, not a curated record